This is a messenger RNA of Morone saxatilis (striped sea-bass), 2082 nucleotides long. RefSeq names its product connexin 43.4 (gene cx43.4). The transcript is spliced from 3 exons. The coding region runs from base 221 to 1381 and encodes 386 amino acids. Gene Ontology annotation, biological process: cell communication. The record is from RefSeq and is a predicted model, not a curated record. Gene Ontology annotation, cellular component: connexin complex. Lineage: Eukaryota; Metazoa; Chordata; Actinopteri; Moronidae.
AUUUGGGAAUAGUCUUUGUCCUCACCCCGCAGUACAGCACACCACUGGAGAAGGACACGGGGCUCCUCGCAGGAAAAAAAAGACUGGAUGGCUUGAUAUUAAGAAGCGGGAGGCCUUUCUUUUAAUAACGAGGCGACGAAGGAAGAGCUCUUGGAACAACUUUAAGGACCUUAAAUCACAACUGAAGGUUUGAGAGGUUCCCUCCUGUCCCAGAACCAAAAUGAGCUGGAGUUUCCUUACACGUCUGUUGGAUGAAAUUUCCAACCACUCCACCUUUGUGGGCAAAAUCUGGCUCACCCUCCUCAUUGUGUUUCGCAUCGUGCUGACAGCUGUCGGGGGCGAGUCUAUCUACUAUGAUGAACAGAGUAAAUUUGUGUGUAAUACGGGGCAGCCUGGUUGUGAAAAUGUGUGCUAUGAUGCCUUUGCGCCACUAUCGCACAUUCGCUUCUGGGUGUUUCAGGUGAUUAUGAUCACCACCCCCACCAUCCUGUACCUUGGCUUCGCUAUGCAUAAGAUCGCCCGCAUGGAGGACGAUGACUAUCGGCCCCGGGGCAGGAAAAGGAUGCCGAUAGUGAACCGCGGUGCCAACCGGGACUACGAGGAAGCAGAGGAUAAUGGGGUGGAUGACCCGCUGAUCCUGGAAGAGAUCGAGCCAGAAAAGGAGAAGGAAGUCGUGGAGAAACCUAGCAAAAAGCAUGAUGGACGCCGUCGCAUCAAGCGCGAUGGUCUGAUGAAGGUGUACGUGUUUCAGCUGCUGUCCCGCGCCAUCUUUGAGGCCGCGUUCUUGUUUGGACAGUACGUCCUUUAUGGGCUGGAAGUGGUACCGUCGUAUGUAUGCACGCGCUCUCCUUGCCCGCACACAGUGGAUUGCUUCGUCUCCCGUCCCACAGAGAAAACAAUCUUCCUGCUCAUCAUGUAUGCCGUCAGCGCUUUGUGUCUGCUCUUCACCAUGCUGGAGAUCCUUCACCUUGGCAUCAGCGGUAUUCGAGACUGCUUUUGCGCACCACGGCCUCGGCCUCCCACCCCCCGUCACCCAGCUCUGGCCAGCCAGAGGUCUUCCAUCUGCCGCCAGCCCUCUGCGCCUCCAGGCUACCACACAGCUCUGAAAAAGGACCCAUCAGGAAAAAUGGGCUUCAGGGAUAACCUGGGAGACUCUGGUCGAGAGUCGUUUGGGGACGAGGCUUCAUCACGAGAGCUGGAGAGGCUGCGUAGACACCUAAAACUGGCCCAGCAGCAUCUGGAUAUGGCUUACCAGAAUGGGGAGAGCAGCCCGUCACGCAGCAGCAGCCCAGAGUCCAACGGCACUGCAGUUGAGCAGAACAGACUGAAUUUUGCCCAGGAGAAGCAGAGCAGUACGUGUGAGAAAGGUCUCCGUGCAUAGGUUUUCAUCAGCCCAGCUGACACUACAGACUUAAACUCACAUCAGGAUCAGUUAGAAGACAAAAGGGAAUCAAAGUGAGAGUGUGUGUGUGUGCGCGUGACAUGAAUUUGCUUGAGGUGGAUGAAGUCAGCCCAAGCCUUCCAGUGUUAUGGCCAGUCGUGGCCGAGCAUGAAGUCGAACAAGGAGGAGACUGGUUGUCUCAACCUAGCAAUACUUGAGACACCAGCCUGUCUGAAGAUCCAAAGUGCUUACAAACUACCGUUGUGCAGCGGAACGGUUAUGGUUAACAUGUACUUCUCCCUCAGGGCAGCUAUUGUGUUUUUAAUAUUUUUAUUACGAGACUUAGAGCUAUUAGUCAUUUUUAAAAGUUUGUCCUCUGUUGGAAGUUCAGCGAGUGCAUCUCAAGUUUGCCUUAGACCUAAACUGGAACUCUGUUUUAUAUCAUUUUGAUAAAGUAAGGCUAAGCCAGAUGUAGUGCGUAAAACAUGGUUAAACUGUAAGAAUCAUUUUUCUUUGUGAGGAAGUGAAUCAUUGAGUGAGUGCUCGUAAAUGCAAACAAAAGUUCAAUAGACAAGGCACUACUCAUAAAAAAAGGUACUGGAGUUAUUGUUAUGCUGAUGAAGACUUUUUAAGGUGUUAAUUUACAUACAAAGGUUUCUUCCAAUUGUCUUGACAAUGUUGGCACUGCACCAGUCAACAUU